Molecule: messenger RNA, 2362 nt
Organism: Brassica napus (rape)
Lineage: Eukaryota; Viridiplantae; Streptophyta; Magnoliopsida; Brassicales; Brassicaceae
Product: FRIGIDA-like protein 3
Exons: 4
Coding region: 600-2162 (520 amino acids)
Source: RefSeq, a predicted model, not a curated record
GAAAGUGUCUCUGUGUGUAAAUCACUUUGCUUUAGUUUUGCCUCCCAUCGACUUUUUUACUUUCCUCUCUUCUCACGAAAAUUUCGCGAUCGCUCGAGAUGGAUCUACCAUCUUCCGCUGCUUCUUGAUCUCUUCUUUUAGGGGAUCACUUGGUCUGAUUUUUUUCCAGUUCAGUGCCAGUCCUGGCCACAAGCAGAAGAAACAUGGACUUCCAGCCAGCACGAUAAUAAGUAUUUUCGCGGCCACAUAUUUAUAAAAAGUGACUUUAGCCUAGUGGUUCUAAGAAAAAUUACCAGUGCUGGAGGUGCUGGGUUCAAUUACCCCUGACAGUUUUUUGUUUUAUUUUGGCUCCAAAUAUAAAAUGGGACACGUGUCACUCCAUAACGCACGACUUGAUGAUGUGAUGAGUUUUUGGUUUUAUUUUGGCUCCAAAUAUAAAAUGGGACACGUGUCACUCCCAUAACGCACGACUUGAUGAUGUGGCAUCACAGGAGGGAGGCGAACAUAUUUUUAUAUAUAUAGAUUUGAUUAUUCUUUAGUUUUUUUUUCAUCUUAUUUGUUAAAAGGCUUUUUAUUUCACCUUGUGUAGUAGCUCUUUCAUGAUGGAGGACACCAGGUCAGUUGCUUCCCUCAUGGACUCCACGUCAUCCAAGAUCCAGCAGCUUCAAAAGGCCUUUGCCGAACUCGAAAGCCAGUGCGCCGUAACAUUCAACCUCAAAUGGAACGAACUCGAGGAGCAUUUCCACGGUCUGGAGAGGUCCCUGAAGCGACGGUUCCACGAGCUCGAGGACCAAGAGAAAGAGUACGAAACCAAAACAAGGAAAGCUCAAGAGCUAUUGGAGAAAAAGAAAGCAGCUGUUGAAGCCAAGGAGAAGGCGUCUCUAGAGAGGCUUCAGAAGAAGAGAGACGCAGCUGUGUUUGCUAUCAACACUGCUUUGGAUAAGUACAACAACAAUAACGCUCCCAACAUCAGUGCAAAAGCCUUUGCUGCUGAGGAUGAGAAUCUUGAUGGUACUGUGCAAGAUGCUGAGAUCUCACCUGUGAAGGCUUAUCCAGAGUUGGUGAAGCUGUGUGAGGAUAUGGACUCAGCAGGGCUUCAUAAGUUUGUAUCAGACAACCGUAAGAACCUUGCAUUAUUAAAGGAGGAGAUUCCUGUGGCGUUAAAGGCAGCAGCUAACCCGGCUAGUUUAGUGUUGGACUCUUUGGAAGGGUUUUAUCCCACAACCACUGAUGGGAAGAAAGACGCUAACCUCUUGGGAAUGCGGAGGACAUGUAUCAUGUUGAUGGAAUGUCUUAGCGUGCUGUUAUCAGGUCUAGACAGCAACUCUCUUGUUGCUGUUCUCUCGGAAGAUGUUAAGGAUAGAGCAAAAGGUGUUGCAGAAGGAUGGAGUCCACUUCUGGAAACUAUUGACAUGGAUGCUGGUAAUGGUAACUCUUUGGAGGCUCAUGCGUUUCUGCAACUGCUGGCUACUUUUGGUAUUGUUUCGGAGUUUGAAGAGGAUGGAAUCUUGAAGCUGAUCCCUAUGGUCUCGCGUCGCCGUCAGGCAGCUGAGCUUUGCCGGUCUCUUGGAUUGUCUGAAAAAAUGCCUGGUGUGAUUGAAGUUCUAGUGGACAGUGGUAAACAGAUUGAUGCUGUGAACUUGGCAUUUGCGUUUGGACUCACAGAAAAGUUCCCACCUGUUGAGUUACUUAAAUGCUACUUGACUGAGACAAGUAGAUCUUCCUCCCAAGGCAAUGCAUCUCCUGCUGUUCAGGAUGACUUCAAUGAGAGGGAGCUUACAGGUCUUAAGGCUGUGAUAAAGUGUGUGGAAGAGCAUAACCUGGAAGAGCAGUACCCAGUUGAGCCACUACACAAAAGGAUUCUCCAGCUGGAGAAGACCAAAGCAGAGAAAAAGAGAGCAACAGAACCCACAAAGCCUCAGACAAAGCGACCACGUGGUCCUCAACCCCGAGUCACUGACAACAACAACAAGACAGGAUAUGGUAGAGUCAUCCCUGAGAGGUAUCCACAGUAUUUGUAUGACAACAGACAGUUCCUUAGCGGUCCAAUCAUGGCAGCUCAGGCUCCUCCUCCUCAGACUUACACUUUCAGUCCAGCUGCUGCUCACGGUAACUUCUACGGGAACUGCUAUCAGUACCAGGCUCCUCCUUACUUUCACUAGUGAUAAUGGUGAAUGUGACUGUGACUCUCUCUCCUAUGGUGUUAACUAGUGGCAGCUCCUUAACCCCCCCUCUCCUACUAGUCGUUUUCCUUUUGAUGUUUUUGUUGUGUAUGGAUGAUUUUAGUAUUUUUAAGGAUCAACCUACCCAAAGCAAAAAAAUACUCAGAAUUUUAUUUUAAUUAUAUAUUUACUGUUGUAUU